GCCUAGUUUCCUGAAACGGGUCACAUAUUUGGUGUGUAGUUGGUUGGCAUUGUUAGUUAACAAGCUGAGAUCUCUGCUCAAGUUGGCUAACGUUAGUUAGCUUGCUAGCAAUGUUUUGAGGAGAAGAGGCUAGCUCCCUGUAGAAUCGAGAGGGUAUGGGGGAGAAGAUUAGAUGUGCAGUUGCUUCAAUCAGGGUGUUGCAGUAACCCAGAUGAGAUGACAGCAAAUUACCACGGAGAUGAAAAGGAAGUCAGAGGAGGAAGUGGACAUGGAGAAGGUGACAGCUGCCAUGGUUCUGACCAGUCUGUCCAGCAGUCCGCUGGUCAGGAGUCCUCCCGUCAAAGUCAGUGAGUGUCUGAAUGGCUCGUGGAAGGACAGAGGUGGAGGCUUCACCCCCUCCAGUUACAGCAGCAGUGGCUAUUGGAGCUGGAGCGGCCCUAGUGACCAGUCCAACCCGUCCACCCCCUCCCCACCGCUCUCCGCAGACAGCUUCAAGCCUUUCCGUAUGCCCAGCAUCAACGGCCCGCCCCCCGACGACGCCAUCGACGAACAGGACGGCAGCAGCCUGCUCUUUGACGAGCCAAUCCCACGCAAGCGCAAGAACUCCAUGAAGGUGAUGUUCAAGUGUCUGUGGAAGAAUUGUGGGAAGGUUCUGAGCUCGGCUGCUGGGAUACAGAGACACAUCCGGACCGUUCACCUGGGGCGUAACUGUGACUCUGACUGCAGUGACGGAGAGGAGGAUUUCUACUACUCAGAGAUCAAACUCAACACAGACUCAGUGGCUGACGGUCUGAGCAGCCUGUCCCCUGUCUCCCCCUCUGUGCUGUCCCCCGUCCCUCCCUCCAAUGACCGCCACAGACGACCCCCCGCAGAGGGCAGCAACGGGUCCAGUGGGAACAAGGAGAACCACAGCCACGCCCACUCAAACACCACGCCCCUCAGUCGCUCUGCCCCCAGCGCCCUCUACCUCAUCCACACUGACCAUGCCUACCAGGCCACAUCUCCAGUUACCAUCCCCUCCACUGGGUCAGGCUCUGCUGCCUCCACCUCCUUCAUCCCCAGCAGCAGCUCCAAUUUCAGCAUCUCCUGGCAGUCACCUCCUGUCACCUUCACUGGCACCGCUGUCUCUCCCACUCACAGUCGGACUCAGAGCUUUGUAGAACAACGGCCCCAGACCAUAGCAGUCCUCUCCUCCCCUCCCAGAGCCACUGGCUCACUCAGUCGUAAGUCCCGUGGCGAGGGUAAGAAGUGUCGCAAAGUGUACGGGAUGGAGAACAGGGACAUGUGGUGCACUGCCUGCCGAUGGAAGAAAGCCUGCCAGAGAUUUACUGACUGAUUUACUGACUGAACCAACCAAGUAACCAACCGACCAACCGCUGUGCUGCAUGCCCUUCGCCAUGGAAAUCAGGGGUGUUCCUUCCUAUUCCCUUCCUAAGCAUGCGUUAACGUAACUCCAUUCCAACCCGACCCCUCCCUAACCCGACUGUCUAUCAGAACCAACAGGAUGGAGCCUACAGCUGUCCUGAGUAAAUCCCAAGUUAACUCUAGUUCCCUCCCACUUCCAACCUCGGAAGCAACAACCAACACGCAGCUCCAGCUCUAAAGAUGACGACAACAUCAAAAUAACUCUGCUUUUUAUAUGUUCAGUUUGUUGUCUCUCUUCUUUCUAUGUUUUGAAAAACAAAAAGCAUCUCUGAUUUUUUUUUUUUUUUAAAGGAACAUUCGUCAGGCCAGAAGGGACCAGAAAACAGGCUUCCUUUGUCCAUAAAAUUCUUCUCUUUUUUUUCAGAGAAGACUGGACAUUUUGUUUUAUCUUUGGGAGAAUCAAAAGAGAGGAGGGGAAAGAUCCUUCUUUCCUCAGUCCCUUUCUCUCUGUUCUAUCCUGUACAGUCCGGAUAUCUACUCCCUCUCUCCUCCGUCGUCACCCCAGGGAAUGGAUCUUGUGUCUGGACUCGGGAGGGAUCGAUAGCACCCCCUGGUGGGGGAAAAUGGAUCAAUUCCAAAACAAAUACAAAUACCCAGUCAGGGUGCUGAACAGACUAACAUUGCCAGCUGCAACAAGCCCCACACCACAACGCCGCAAGCAAUUCAACACACAGCAACACAGGACAACACAGUUUUCUAUCUCAAAUCUGAAAGAAGACAGUGGAUGCUGUAAUCGUGUCAUUCUGAGGAGAAUUCUUUCAUUCUGAAACCAAGGAAUGCUUGUUUUGUUACAUAGCACCAGAACUCCACAGCACCAGAACUCCACAGCACCAGCACUCCACAGCACCAGAACUCCACAGCACCAGCACUCCACAGCACCAGCACUCCACAGCACCAGCACUCCACAGCACCAGAACUCCACAGCACCAGAACUCCACAGCACCAGAACUCCACAGUCACCUAAAUACACACACACACACAGUAACCCUUUAUAAUAUCUGGAAGUGUAGUUUAGCAGCUCCAACCUGACAGCUCGCUCUGUGUGUGAGAGCGUGAGUGAGCUCUUCGGCUUGUCUGGCCCAAUGAUGUAUAUAAACUCUGGAUGACUGACAGGGGGCGCUGUAUUGAAGCCAUCUUGGUAUUCCUCCAUUGUAAAAAUAAAUACAUGUAAAAAUGUUACUGUCCUCACUACAACAAAAAAUACUUAAAUACAUGUCAUUUUGUCCUUUGCAUUUAAUUGAAAUACUGUAGAAUUCCACUCAUUCCUAUGGAGGACUGAUCUUACUGGAGAGUGGCAAUAUGGCCGACCACUGGCUUCAAAGCCUCUCAUUGGCUAAUACAUGGCACCAGCAAUCCAGGGUUUUUAUGCCCCCCCCAUCCUCGCCUCCUCCUGUUAAAAACAGUUUGUUAUGAAAUGACAGGACGGGCAACGUUGAAGCUACAGGAGUCCAGCCACCCGGGAUUCUGUUGUUUUAACGUUUACCGUUGAUGUUUUGUUUGUUGUCAACGUUCUCUCUCUCUGGUAUCUAAUGGUGAUGCCUUGUUUACCUCACUGUGGUGCUUUUUAACAUUUUUGUUUAAUAAACGCUAUCCCCGUUUAUAGAAAUAUCAUUCAAGAAAUAUCAUUCUAGAUUAUUUUUUCUAUGUCUCCGUUGUUGUGUGUAGAUUGUCUGCCCGAGAGGUGCUGUGCACUCCGUUAGCAGGGAACGCAGUGGGGGGGGGGGUCUAUUCUGGUCCAAUAAGGUUUCACUAUAAUGCCCUUUUAUAUGUCCAUGCUGUUACACUGUAGUAGAACAUGAAAAUAAAAAAACAACUGCCUCAAGACAAGUUCUUGUCUCAA
Oncorhynchus tshawytscha (Chinook salmon) is the source of this 3265-nucleotide messenger RNA. RefSeq names its product zinc finger protein 704. Gene Ontology annotation, cellular component: nucleus. Gene Ontology annotation, biological process: regulation of transcription by RNA polymerase II. Bases 239 to 1336 code for a protein of 365 amino acids. The transcript is spliced from 9 exons. Gene Ontology annotation, molecular function: DNA-binding transcription factor activity; RNA polymerase II cis-regulatory region sequence-specific DNA binding. Lineage: Eukaryota; Metazoa; Chordata; Actinopteri; Salmoniformes; Salmonidae. The record is from RefSeq and is a predicted model, not a curated record.